UAAAACAAUUUUUCACAUUCAGGUUUCAUUCUCACACAAAAAAACAUCGGUACAUAUUUCGAUAUGUUGUUUUUCCUAUUCCUCUUAACCAUUUUCUAUUUUGUUAAUGGUCUCGAUCGAUCAAAUAACAAGCUUAAGGCUAAAUAUCUAGAAGAUUUGGUUGAAACAGAGGUGAAAAAGGCUCAAACGUAUAAAACAAGAAUCAAUAAUGAAGAUCUACUCGGUACUGCUUCGAAGUUAACCAAUUAUGGAUCAUUCGAUUUCAUCAUAGUUGGUGGAGGUUCAGCAGGAUCAGUGGUUGCCAACAGAUUAACUGAAAAUCUCAACUGGAAUGUAUUGCUGCUAGAAGCAGGAGAUGUCAACGAUGAUUAUUCUGAUAUGCCUUUCGUUUUUGAUGCUUCUGCAUUAUCGGACAGAAACUGGGGCUAUCUGACCACACCACAAAAAAAUGGAUGUUAUGGUAGAGUGAAAAAGCAGUGUCCUUAUCCACGUGGAAAGAUUCUGGGAGGAUCUGGCAGCAUUAAUGGACUUUUCUACUCAAGAGGCAUCAAAGCAGAUUACGACAGAUGGGCUGAUGCAGGGAAUCCAGGAUGGUCGUGGAACGAAGUUCUACCAUAUUUCAAGAGAAUAGAGAAUUUUGAAUCAGAACACAUCGACCUUAAAUACAGAGGAUUUGGGGGUCCAGUUAAUGUAGCAUAUAUAAAGCCAGAAACGGUUCCACAAAGAGCGUUCAUUGAAGCGAGUAAAGAGAUUGGUAUACCAUUUGUGCAAGACUAUAACGCGGCCGACAUAAAUGGUGCUUCAUGGCUCCAACAUAACAUCCAAAAAGGAAGAAGGGUAAGCGGUGCCAACAACUACGUCAGACCGGCUUGGAACAGGAUAAAUUUCAACAUAACACUCCGAGCUUUCGUCACUAAGAUCUUGAUUGAUCCGAAGACCAAAACAGCUAUCGGUGUUGAAUUCGUGAAGGACAAUAUAAAAUACGUGGCCACUGCCAAGAAGGAAGUAAUACUCUCAGGUGGUUCUAUAAACUCUCCCCAGUUGCUUAUGUUAUCUGGAAUAGGACCAAAAUCUGAAUUGAAAAAGCAUGGAAUCCAGUUGAUUCAAGACUUACCGGUAGGACAGUUCAUGAAGGAUCACAUAUGGUUUCUUGGUCUUCACUUCAGCUCUAACUACGUUGAACCUUUAAUUACCACGAAAGAACUUGUCAGCAGGUACCUUGGAGGUGUUGCAUCCUUACACCAAAGAAGUGUAUCGUACUUCAAUUCCAGGAAUUGGACAUCGCCGAUCCCCAAUAUCGAAUUGUCUUUCGCUCCUCCUUUCCCAACAGAACUUUAUUUUCCUUCUUUCGAUAAUGCGGAUCAAGAGAUACGCCUUUUUGAUAGCAAAAUCAAUAAGUCAACCGAUUGGCAGUUUCAGCUAUCUCUCGUCCAUCCAAAAUCCUCAGGUAACUUGAAAUUGAAAUCCUCGGAUCCUAAUGACUUCCCUUUGAUUGACAGUGCUCUUUUUGACGAUCCGGAAGACAUCGAAGAUUUAUAUAGAGCGAUAGAGAUCGCCUUGAGCUUAGCCAAUACAUCUACAGGAAGAAAAUUCAAUCUAGAACUCAAUUUAAAUAUCCCGUCAUGUCCUGAUAAAUACGCGAGGAGGCAACCUAGAAGAUUCUGGUAUUGUGUAUUACGUCAAAUUGCCUUACCAGCGUACCAUCUUUCUUCAACUGUCAAAAUGGGACCACCAAGUGACCCUUUGGCCAGUGUGAAUCAUGAACUGAAAGUUUACGGAGUUAAUAACUUGAGAGUUAUAGAUGUUAGUAUAGUUCCAAGUACUGUAACUGGACACAUUAACGCACAAGCGUUCUUGAUAGGAGAAAAGGGUGCUGAUUUGAUUAAAAAAGAUCAUUCGAAGAAAUAAAAUCGCUGUCUUAUC
Molecule: messenger RNA, 1923 nt
Organism: Harmonia axyridis
Lineage: Eukaryota; Metazoa; Arthropoda; Insecta; Coleoptera; Coccinellidae
Product: glucose dehydrogenase [FAD, quinone]-like
Exons: 3
Coding region: 64-1908 (614 amino acids)
Molecular function (GO): oxidoreductase activity, acting on CH-OH group of donors; flavin adenine dinucleotide binding
Source: RefSeq, a predicted model, not a curated record